AUGGCUGGAAAAUUUGCAGUUUGUUUCACAAUUUUUGCCAUUGGAUUUUGGCCAUUGGCAACAGCUGCCGAUUGGUAUACGGGCAGUGAUGGACGUAAUUAUUUAAUUGAAGGAUCGGCCAGUUACACCUGGUUCCAGGCCAUGGAUCAAUGUUCACGACGUGGCUUGCAAUUGGUGAUGAUCGAUAAUGAAGUGAAAAAUAAUGCCAUAAUUGAUUUAAUUAAAAUUCAUUUUGGAAAAUCUCCAGACUUGUGGAUCGGUCACCACGACGAAUUCAACUCCAAGAAAGAUAAAACUCGUACAUGGUACUCCGUAGCCACUGGCUCACCCAUUGCCUACAGCAAUUGGAAUAAAGGUGAACCCAACAAUUACAAAGGCAACGAGCACUGUACCGAAAUAAGUGUUAAAGCCGAUUUCAAAUGGAACGAUGAAAAAUGUGAUGAAAACUACUACGGAUUUAUUUGUGAGGAACACUACAAGGCCACCCAGUGCCAUAAUGAUGUACAAACCAAACGUUAUGCGGCCAAUGAAAAGAAUUCCAAAUUAGCUGCCGAUUUUAGUGAAACUCAACAGAAUAUUCAAACGCAAUUAAUCGAAUCGAGAAAUGACACCGAUCAGCAAUUCAAACCCUAUUUAAUGGCCGUGGUGGCGGAUAUUGGUGAUGACAUUAAUGCAUUGGCUGUGGAGGCAAAGAAUGAAAUCGCCAAACUGACACAACAGACCCAUCAAUCUAUUGCAACUGCCCAGCUGAAUGGAGAACAAUUGGUGAACAAUGAGACCUCGGCAUUUGCGGAGAAAAUUAAAAUACACAAUAACGAGGUUGAUAGUUUGAUGAGCUAUUAG
Messenger RNA from Musca vetustissima, 843 nucleotides. Its product is annotated as lectin subunit alpha-like. The transcript has 4 exons. NCBI's taxonomy places the organism in Eukaryota, Metazoa, Arthropoda, Insecta, Diptera, Muscidae. The coding region runs from base 1 to 843 and encodes 280 amino acids. The record is from RefSeq and is a predicted model, not a curated record.